AUGGCCAACGUGCGGGUCUCGUGCGACGCGUCUCUGCACGCGUCUCACACCACCCUUCCAAGUUCGCUCCCCCCGCCACCCCGGCUCCCUCGCAUCCGACAGGCGCAAGACCACCCGUCCAUCAUGGCCGUCGACAUGGACGCGGUCAAGGAGACCACCCUCGGCCUGAUCGCCCAGAUAUUCGCGGCUGGGGAGCUCGAGUGCGUGCCCCAUCUGAAAUCCACAUACGUGCGCGUCAGCCCAGCUGCGGCGCCACACGAAGAAGACAUGCGGCGGCUCGUCGAGGAGAAGAUGGGCUUCGACGAGGGCGCGCUCGACGUGCCGGAGCACAAGGCGGCCGUCUCCGCGCUCAUCACGGAGGGCAUCGUGAGCGGCGCGGUCUGUGCUCUCGUGUGUACCGGUGCUGAGGUGCUGUUCUACGCAGCAGAAGCAUGUGGAGCAGGAGACGAAGAGGAAGAGCCGAAGGCAAAGGACAAGAACAAGGCGAAGGCGAAGCAGACCAAGCCAAAUGCUGAGAAGCCUGCCAGAGUCAAGGCGGCCGCGAAGGCCAAAGCUAAGGAGAAGGAGAAGGAGAAUGGGGCACGAAGGCAAGAAGCGGUCUGCGGCGGCACCGAAGGCGAGCUCGAAGCAAAGCGGCGCGUCGUGAGCGAAUCGGAGGACUCUGGCGCAGAUGAACCUUCUGAACCACCCGCGAAGCGACAGAAGACCGCAUCACCGGAGCCCAUCCUCGCAAAAGGAAAUGAGAUGUAG
Molecule: messenger RNA, 750 nt
Organism: Epithele typhae
Lineage: Eukaryota; Fungi; Basidiomycota; Agaricomycetes; Polyporales; Epitheliaceae
Exons: 4
Coding region: 1-750 (249 amino acids)
Source: RefSeq, a predicted model, not a curated record